Quercus robur (English oak) is the source of this 1811-nucleotide messenger RNA. Its product is annotated as mediator of RNA polymerase II transcription subunit 4. NCBI's taxonomy places the organism in Eukaryota, Viridiplantae, Streptophyta, Magnoliopsida, Fagales, Fagaceae. Gene Ontology annotation, cellular component: core mediator complex; mediator complex. Gene Ontology annotation, biological process: regulation of transcription by RNA polymerase II. The transcript has a single exon. Gene Ontology annotation, molecular function: transcription coregulator activity. The record is from RefSeq and is a predicted model, not a curated record. Bases 416 to 1648 code for a protein of 410 amino acids.
ACGCUUUCCCCGACACUUUCACAGUUUCUGUCUCUCUCUUGUCUCACUGAGUUUUAGUUUCCUUCUUCUUCGGAAACCUUCGCUCGUGUGAAAUUCCCCGCACGUGUUCAGGUUCGUCCUACAGGUUUUCUCUCCCCAAACUCGAUUCACUGAUUACAGUCAUUGAUUUACCAUUAAUUUUAGAGAUUUGUAUAUUCCAAUCGAACUUCAAUUUCAUCUUUCCCAAAACUAAAGGUUUUUCUAGGGUUUUGUUUUUUCUGGCUAUGCUAAUACCCACUUAGGAAAAACUAUUUCCACACUAUGCAAUUACUAUGUUAACAUUGUUCAAAUUCCUGGUUAGUAUUGUUUGAAUUGAAUUAGAAAGAACAAAAUUUAUAGGUGCAAAUCCAAUAAUAAAAGUACCAAAUCCCAAAAAAUGCUUCAAUCUCCAGCAAGGUUAGGGCUUACAAACCCAAAUUCACCUUCACUUCAAAACCCUACUCCACCAAAAAUCACCCAUCACCCAAAUCACCAGCUCCAACCUUCUUCCAAUCUCUCAUCAUCAACCACAGCUCCCAUUAUCUCCACCACCACCACUUCUUCAACCCUUCUCUCUCUCCUCCCACCUCUCCCUAGAGCCCAAACCCUUCUCCUCCAAAUGGCUUCUUUAGCCUCCAAACUCUUCGAGGUCUCGCCUAAUCGCUCCCUCUGGCUCACCGCAUUUCGUGGCUCUCUCCCUACUUUCCUCCCCCCUCAAACCCAACCCACCCCGCUCGAGUCCUCCCCUUCUACUGCCAAAGAAAUCCACUCCCUUUUCACUGUCCUUCAAACCCAGCUCUUCGAAGCUGUUGCGGAGCUUCAAGAGAUUCUUGAUCUCCAGGAUGCUAAGAAGAAAGUCGCCCGCGAAAUCCAGUCCAAGGAUUCUUCGCUUCUUGCGUUUGCUAAUAAGCUGAAAGAUGCUGAGCGUGUUCUUGAUAUUCUUGUUGAUGAUUACUCUGAUUAUCGCCGCCCCAAAAGAGUGAAAUUAGAGGAGGAUGAGAGCAUGGAGGAGGAGGAGGAGGAUUCUUCUUCUUGUACUACCACUGUUGCAUCUAAGCUGAAAUUGUCGGAUAUUUUAUCGUAUGCCCAUAAGAUAAGCUACACGACCUUUGCACCACCUGAAUUCGGUGCUGGGCAGGCUCCCCUUCGUGGUGCUCUCCCGCCUGCGCCACAAGAAGAGCAAAUGCGUGCUUCGCAGCUUUACAAUUUUGCUGACCUUGAUGUUGGUUUACCUAAAGUGGACGAAAGCAAGGAGAAAACAAUUGAAGCUAUUGUUGAGCCCCCAGCUUCACAGCCAGCAGAUGCCAAUCCACUUGCAAAUCUAACUGGUCUGCUUCCUCCAAACAUCACUGUUCCAUCUGGCUGGAAACCUGGGAUGCCUGUGGAAUUGCCCAUUAAUUUGCCAAUGCCCCCACCUGGAUGGAAGCCCGGGGACCCUGUGCCAUUGUCUGUGCUUGAGUCUCUUCCUGUUCCUAGGGCUGACGAGCAGCAAAUGCGUGGGCCCCUUGCUCCUCAACAUAAGCCACCUGGGCCAAUACAGGUUCGGCAUGUUGAGCUGGAUAUUCUGGAUCAAGAUGAUGACAGCAGUGAUUAUAGUAGUGAAGAGGCCAGCUCUGAAGAUGAAGAUUGACUGUCAAGAGGUUGUGCUAUAAGUUAUUAAUAUUUUCCAAGUAGAAUAGGUGAGUGUACUUUUCAAUCGAGUUCAUUUUACAUUUGAACAAAUUGUAAUGUUCUGAUGUAGUCGCAUUAUUCUAUUUUUAUUUUAAUGCACAUGUGGUUGUUUUGUUGCCUAA